AUGAUUUUGUCUGCCGUGUUGUGUGUCACUUUGGUUAUGUGCAGUUGAUUUAGCCAUUCUAUUUACCAGUUGUCUCAGUGCUUCCAUAAAAAUGAGAGGAUUAUUUCUACUGUUUCUCCUGGCUAUUCCAGCUGUAAUAUUAACUUUCGAAAGUGGAGUACAUUUUGUGGCAGCUGAUGAUGACGAAGGAGAUGACGACUUGGUGGACGUGGAGGGAGAAAGCGAAGGCGAAGAGACGGGAGUGUUGGACGAAGGAGGUGAUGGUGACGAAGCAAAACAAGACGGUAAAAGUGGAGGCUCCCCUGACGCCUUGUCCACAGUGCUCUUCACCAAACCGGUUGUCGUCCCUGGAACCAAUCUAGAACUCCCUGGUGGCCAUCUUGUGGAGUUUUUGGUCGGCUUUCUCAACAAGGGUAGCCAAGACAUGACCCUUGAAACUCUGGACGCAUCUUUCCGUUAUCCGAUGGACUUCAACUUCUACAUCCAGAACUUCUCUACGCUGGCUUACGAGCGCUCAGUGAAGCCUGGACAUGAAGCUACUUUAGCUUACUCCUUCAUUCCUUCUGAGUCGUUUGCUGGACGUCCCUUUGGCCUUAGCAUCAACCUCAAAUACAGGGACGCUAGUGGUAACCAGUUCUACGAGGGUGUGUACAAUGAGACUGUGAACAUUGUGGAGCUGGAGGAGGGGUUGGACGGAGAGACAUUCUUCCUGUACGUGUUCCUCGGUGCGUGCGGCGUGCUGCUGCUAGUCGUAGGUCAACAGUUCCUCGUGUCUGUGGGCAAGAAGAGGGUCGGGGGUUCGACAAAGCGGCCGACCGUUGAGACUGGAACUUCCAACCCCAACGACGUCGACUACGACUGGCUCCCAGAGAACUUCAAGAGUAUGAACAACAAGUCCCCCAAGGUCAACAAGAGUCCCAAGGUCAAACAACAAAGCCCCAGACAACGCAAGGCUAAGAGGGCUGCAGGAUCAGACGACUGAACUCUCUACAAGACUUUCAUCUGUAAAUCAUCAUCUAAGUCAUCAAUCAUCAAACUUGACAGUCAUCGAUUAACUCACCUCAGACUAAAAAAAGUUUUAUACUUUAUUUAUUUUGUUAUAGAUCGUCUUCGAUAUUCGAAGUGCGGUGUUAAAGUGUUCUGUGCUAGGUUAAUUUAAUAUUUGUGUGAUCUUACUCCUUAAAUAAAAACACUAUACUGGUGCAGUAGGUUUAGUUACUACUAAACUAUUACUAUUCAGUUAUGAUUUUGGUUUGGUAAUUUAAACAGCAGUUUUAGAGUUGUAAAUAAGCAUUUAUUAAGUAGAAAUAGAUUUGGUAAUAAAUUACGAGUUUUACUGUAAAAUUAUGUUGUAGAUCAAAUUGGGGUUCAAUGAAAUUUGAUGGGAAACUGUUUUGGCUCCCUUAAAUAUUGUAAAUUUAUUGUGAUAAUCUUAUUGUUGGAAAUGUUGUUUAUUUGUAUACAAAAACGAAUUAAAGUAUCACAAUAAUUGUUGUAAAGGAUUGUCAUGGUUGUGGAAAAAAAGAUUUUUUAUAA
Macrosteles quadrilineatus (aster leafhopper) is the source of this 1536-nucleotide messenger RNA. Its product is annotated as translocon-associated protein subunit alpha. The transcript is spliced from 5 exons. Bases 92 to 982 code for a protein of 296 amino acids. The record is from RefSeq and is a predicted model, not a curated record. NCBI's taxonomy places the organism in Eukaryota, Metazoa, Arthropoda, Insecta, Hemiptera, Cicadellidae. Gene Ontology annotation, cellular component: endoplasmic reticulum; endoplasmic reticulum membrane.